AUGAUGUUAUCUAGAACAAUGAAUAGAGAAAUUGAAGUUCUGUCUCCAGCUUCCUAUAUUGAAAAUUCCAAUUGGUUGUUUCAAGAAAACAAGGGUUCUAAAUGGACUCAAGAAGAGAACAAGCUGUUUGAGAAUGCUUUGGCUUACUAUGAUAAGGAUACUCCUGAUAGAUGGAUAAGGGUUGCAGAGAUGAUUCCUGGAAAAACUGUAGGUGAUGUGAUUAAACAGUAUAGGGAGCUUGAAGAAGAUGUUUGUGUUAUUGAAGCAGGUUUGAUACCCGUUCCUGGUUAUACAACUGGUUCUUUCACAUUGGAUUGGGCUAAUGAUGAAGGCUAUGAGGAGUUCAAGCAGUUUUGCAGUGUUGGUGGGAAGAGGAGUGGUUCGACUCGACCCUCUGAGCAGGAAAGGAAGAAAGGUGUGCCAUGGACUGAAGAGGAGCAUAGGCAAUUUCUACUGGGUUUGAAGAAGUAUGGUAAAGGGGACUGGAGAAACAUCUCUCGGAAUUUCGUGACGACAAGGACGCCAACUCAAGUUGCAAGUCAUGCUCAGAAGUAUUUCAUACGGCAAGUUUCAGGAGGGAAGGAUAAAAGGAGAUCAAGUAUCCAUGAUAUCACAGUGGUCAAUCUCCAAGAAACCAAAUCUCCUUCAUCGGAACCCUCUUUGGACCAUUCGGUUAAGGCUGCGAAUGAAUCACAAAAUCAUAAACCGUUUGGCAUGGUUAAGCAGGAAUAUGACUGGAAAUCGCAAGAUGAGGGUACGCCAUUUGUUUUCAAUUCAACUAAAGGAAAUGUGUUUGUGGCACCGUUGUGCGGGAUCUCUUCCCAAGAAUCGAAAUCACCAAGGCGUAAUGUACUUCGAGGCACACACCACGGUUACCAGUUUUCACCUUUCGAAACUAUUUUGCAAAUGCAAUCUAUGCAGCAUCAAUGA
This is a messenger RNA of Lathyrus sativus (Indian pea), 930 nucleotides long. The record is from the annotation of a GenBank genome assembly. NCBI's taxonomy places the organism in Eukaryota, Viridiplantae, Streptophyta, Magnoliopsida, Fabales, Fabaceae.